Penicillium oxalicum is the source of this 372-nucleotide messenger RNA. Its product is annotated as NADH dehydrogenase [ubiquinone] 1 alpha subcomplex subunit 6. NCBI's taxonomy places the organism in Eukaryota, Fungi, Ascomycota, Eurotiomycetes, Eurotiales, Aspergillaceae. The coding region runs from base 1 to 372 and encodes 123 amino acids. Gene Ontology annotation, biological process: response to oxidative stress. The transcript is spliced from 3 exons. The record is from RefSeq and is a predicted model, not a curated record.
AUGACUAUCAACCCUACCUACCUCGCGCAACGGACGCGUUCCUCCGUCAACCUUGCCGAUGCCAAAACCCGUGUCCUCAAGUCCUAUCGAGAGUGGCUUCGCGCGUCCCCCGAGAUUCAAACGAUGUAUUCUUUGGGCAUGCCCGUAUCUGCCAUCCGCACCAAGAUUCGCCAGGAAUUCGAGAAGCACCGCUAUGUCAGCCAGCUGAGUGUCAUUGAUGUGCUGCUGUUCCAGAGCCACGCCGAGUUCCAGGAGACCCUCAAUUACUGGAAGCAACUGUCGCACGUCAUGAAGUACUUCCGUCCUGAGGAGGACCCUGGCGCGCGUCUGCCCCGCAACUUCGUUUCUGGCUUCUUGGAGGGUCGCAACUGA